Molecule: messenger RNA, 1593 nt
Organism: Cladocopium goreaui
Lineage: Eukaryota; Dinophyceae; Suessiales; Symbiodiniaceae
Source: the annotation of a GenBank genome assembly
AUGUUGCGACCUCCCCGCGUAGCACUGGGACAGCUGGGACAGCUGGGACAGCUGGCACCCCAAAAAAUCGGGACGCCAGUGAGCCAUGCCGUCCCUGGCCGGGGAUCGAGACAUAGCAGCCAAAGCAGCUGCAUAGCAAUUCCCAUGGCACUGGCUGUGGGCGCUGCCGUGAAACGCUCAAAGUCGCAGGCGCGUCAACGGCGGACCUUCGUCGGAUGCGCGGCGGCCUCCGACGCCUCCGAGGACUUUUUGGACUUCGUGGGGCGGACGGGGUCGCCGGCGCAUACCGUAGCAGAAGCAAAGAAGCGGCUACUAGCUGCAGGUUUUGUGGAGCUUUCAGAUGUCUGGGAAAUGAAAGCUGGAGGGAAAUAUUUUAUCACGAAGGAAGGCACAUCCAUCUGUGCUUUUGGUGUUGGAGGUGCCUUUGAUGCUUCCAAGGGAGGUGUGGUGAUUGCUGCCGCGCACACAGAUUCACCGUGCUUGAAGCUACGGCCAUGUUCAAAGAUGCCCUCCAGCGCUGGGAUGCUGCAGAUCGGAGUGGACACCUAUGGUGGAGGCCUAUGGCACACCUGGUUUGAUCGGCCGCUGGGCAUGGCUGGAAAGGUGAUCUGUGCCACCAAGGAGGGCAUGGAGGAGGUGCUGGUGCGGGUGGAGAAACCCAUUUGUUUGAUCCCCAACUUGGCGAUUCAUCUGAAGAAUGAGAAGGAACGUCAGGCCUUCUCUCCCAACAAGGAGAACGAACUUCAGCCGGUGCUUUGUCCACCCUGCGGCUCAAGUCUCAGCAGUUCAGCCAAAAAAGAAGAAAAGCAGGAAGAAAGUCCAGAGCGACGACAUCACGAGGAACUCCUGGAAGUGGUAGCAGAGAGUGCUGGCGUAGAUGCUGCAGACAUUUUGGAUGUGGACCUUUGUUUAAUGGACUCCACGCCUCCAUGUCGUAUAGGUGCCUUCGUCAGCACCCCACGCAUCGACAACGUGCUGAGUACCUGGGCAGCCUUUGAUGGCCUCAUCGCCAUGGACAAGGAGGCAUUUCAAAACUCCACGGAUUUGAUGGUGGCGGCCUCCUUUGACCACGAGGAAGUUGGUAGCGUCUCGGCGGCCGGCGCCGACUCGGCGGUUCUGGAGCGCUGGCUCAACGAGGCGUUGAAGGCCUUGGAUGGACGCUGGAGCGAUGUGGUGUCGCGGAGCUUCCUGCUGAGCUGUGACUGUGCUCAUGGACUUCACCCGAACUACAUGAGCAAGCACCAGGCGCAGCACCAGCCCAUCUUGGGGAAGGGCAUCGUCAUCAAGAGCAACAGCAACCAGAGAUAUGCCACGACGCCCAUCUUGGCACAGAUGCUUCGCAAAGUGGGCGAAGUCUCAAAGGUGCCACUGCAGGAGUUCGUGGUGCGCAACGAUUGCCCCUGCGGCUCCACCAUAGGCCCGCUGCUCUCGGCGCAGCUGGGCAUCCGCACGGUGGAUGUUGGUGCGCCGCAAUGGGCCAUGCACAGCUGCAGGGAAUCUGCACAUCAAGACGAUGUCCAAGCUCUGCGUGAUCUUUGCAAAGGCUUUUUCCAAAGCUUCCGCAGUGUGGAUUCCUCCACGAAAACGCUGUGA